Messenger RNA from Elgaria multicarinata webbii, 6195 nucleotides. RefSeq names its product leucine rich repeat kinase 1 (gene LRRK1). The record is from RefSeq and is a predicted model, not a curated record. The transcript has 33 exons. Gene Ontology annotation, molecular function: protein binding; ATP binding; protein kinase activity. The coding region runs from base 75 to 6185 and encodes 2036 amino acids. NCBI's taxonomy places the organism in Eukaryota, Metazoa, Chordata, Lepidosauria, Squamata, Anguidae. Gene Ontology annotation, biological process: protein phosphorylation.
CUUGACGAUUUCGUUUUUGGAUAUUAAAUGUACCGGAAAGUCAACUCUUUGAACGGUCCUGGCAAAAGCCCAGAAUGUAUUGGUGCGUGGGAACAGAGGACUCGGUUGAUGACAGCAAGAACAAUAUGGCGGCACAAGAAGGCGCCUUGGACAUGGGUGGCAGGCAGUCCAUUGCCGGCGGACUCUCCACCAGCCAGUCUCCCGUGACGGAGACCGUUCAGGCAGCUUACCAAAGCGGAGAAUUCAGGAAAGCCCAAGAGCUGAUUAAAACGGCGUGUCAGGAGAACAUCUUACAAGUGGAAAAGGACCACCUCUUGAGUCUUUCAGCUGCAUAUGGGGAUCUACAGACGGUAAGGUAUUUGCUGAAAGAAGCCGGCCUGUCAGUAUCCCUUGAACCCACCGACGACAACCCAGCUGUGGUGGCCGCAUAUUUUGGGCAUAAAGACGUCGCGCAAGAAUUACUGGAUUCACUUCUUGGUAGGUUGAAUCUUCUGCCCUUCUGUUUUGAAGCACUAGUUGUUAUUUUCUUUGGUACAUUCUAUUACAUUGACUCCUCCUUGUCCCGGAUACCAGGUCCGAGGAACUCCUUGCAACUCGUGUGUUGGAUGCUGGCGAUUGCCUGCCAGCAAGGCCACCUAGAGCUGGUCAAACUCUUAGUCCUGACCUACAAAGCAGAUCCGGACAGCUACGCAGUGAGGAAGAAUGAGUUCCCGGUUCUUGUCCGAUUGCCCCUGUAUGCAGCUAUAAAAGGAGGGCAUGAGGCUGUAGCAGCCUUCUUGCUUGAGAAUGGAUCCUUCUUUUGUUCCUAUGUACUGAUGGACUGCCCUAGUGUGAGCAAAGACCUCCUUCGCAAAUACUUUAUAGAAACAACGACGUUACCCAGGAGUUCUCCAGCCAAAACAGUUCUUUCUGUGAACUGGCAGAACCUCAGACUUCCUUGGCUGGACCUUGAUUGGCUGAUAGAUAUUUCUCACCAGAUAACUGAACUCAACCUCUCUGCGAAUUGCUUGACCUCCCUUCCGUCCAUUAUCCCUUGGGGGCUGAUAAACCUCCAGAAACUAAACCUCAGCGAGAACCGUUUAAGCGUACUACCUGACGUACAUUCUUCUGAUGGAAUUAUUUGCACAAAAUUACUUGAGAUUGACAUAUCUAACAACAGGUUCUUUAGCCUGCCUUCCGGGUUCUUGCACCUCUGCAAACUCCAAAAGCUUGCUGCUGCCAAAAAUUAUCUGGAAAGGCUUUUUGACGAAGAGAAUGUUACUAACUGGAUUGGAUUAAGGAAGCUCCAGGAACUGGAUAUCUCAGACAACAAGUUGUUGGAGCUGCCCACACAUUUUCUCCAUUGUUUGAAGUCACUCAGCUUUCUGAAUGUCUCCAGGAAUAAUCUGAAGGUGUUUCCUCAGCCCUGGGCCUGUCCCUUGAAAAGUUGCAAGGCAUCUAAAAAUACCUUGGCAUCCCUACCUGAUACUUUGGCUGUUUUUUGGAAAAAUCAUCUCAAGGAAGUAGAUUUUUCUGAAAAUUCCCUGAAAGAAGUUCCCCAGUGUCUCUUCCAGCUUGAGGCUUUGGUGUCCUUGAAACUCUCAGGAAAUCAGAUCAUCACGUUACCUUCUCAAGAGAAGUGGGCCUGCCGGCAACUGAAAUCUUUGGAUCUCUCCAAGAACCAGCUUGGAAAAACUGACGAAGGGGCCAGAACUAAACGCAUUUCCUUUUUCACGACCAGGAGCCGAACCCGCGCUGGCACCGAGACAGAUUCCACCUUGGAGUUUCCGGAAUACCUGUGCGAGUCUCUCGAAGUCCUCUACCUGAAUGACAACCAGCUCGACUCUGUCCCCCAAUCGGUCUGCCUUCUCAAAGGGCUGUCGGAGCUUUAUUUAGGAAAUAACGCCGGCAUUCAAGAGCUCCCUCCUGAACUUGGACAACUGUCUAAUCUUUGGCAGCUGGAUAUCGAAGACCUAAAUAUUGUCAACCUUCCUGCGGAGAUCCGAAAGGAGGGCCCCAGGACCAUUUUAGCUUUCUUGCGAGCCCAGCUACGCAAAGCGGAGAAAUGCAACCUGAUGAAAAUGAUUGUGGUGGGGCCCCCACGGCAGGGGAAGUCCACGCUGAUUGAGAUCCUGCAGACGGGGAAAGUGUCCCUGUCGAUGCCCAAUGAUGCCACCAUCCGGACCACAAAGUGGGAGCUUCAGAGACCUGCUGGAUGUAAAUCAAAGGUUGAUUCAGCCGAGUUUAACGUCUGGGAUAUCGGCGGUUCCGCCAGCAUGUCUACAGUCAAUCAGUGUUUCUUCACAGAUAAAGCCUUGUACGUCGUCGUCUGGAACUUGGCCCUGGGGGAAGAAGCAGUCUCAAAUCUUCAGUUUUGGCUGCUGAAUAUCGAGGCCAAGGCUCCAAAUUCGGUUGUGCUGGUGGUCGGGACGCACCUCGACUUGAUUGAGACGAAAUUCCGCGUGGAGAGGAUCGCCACCCUGAGAGCAUACGUCCUGGCCAUCUGCCGGUCACCUUCCGGCUCAAGAGCCACUGGCUUCCCGGACAUCACGAUGAAACACUUGCACGAACUCUCGUGCCGGACUCUAGAAGGCCUGGAUGGGUUACGACAGCUAAUCUAUCACAUCACUGCUAACAUGAAGGAUAUUGGAAGUUCGAUUGGCUCACAGAAACUCGUCGGGCGACUGAUACCAAGAAGUUACUUGAGCCUCCAAGCAUCCAUCUUACUUGAACAACAGAGGAGAAGCCAAAGCGACAGUGUGCAGUAUCUAACAGACAAGGAAAUCGAGCAAAUCGUAGAGAACACUCCAGGCAACGACAUCAGGGACUACGAGGACUUACAAUCCGCAAUCAGUUUCCUGAUAGAGACGGGAACGUUGAUGCACUUCCCGGAUACAAGCCACGGACUGAGAAACCUCUAUUUCCUCGACCCGGUUUGGUUGUCAGAGUGUCUGCAAAGAAUCUUCAACAUCAAAAGCUCAAAGUCAGUGGCUAAGAACGGCGUGAUCAAAGCGGAGGACCUCCGGAUGCUGCUGGUUGGAACGGGGUUCGCCAAGCAAACGGAAGAACAGUAUUUCCAGUUCCUUGCCAAGUUUGAAAUUGCACUGCCGGUAGCCAACAACAGUUAUCUUCUGCCCCAUCUGCUUCCCGCCAAACCAGCUCUCGAUGUCCAUGGCUUAUGCCACCAAACAGCAAACACCAUCCAAAGGGUUUUCAAAAUGAGUUUUGUCCCCGUUGGCUUUUGGCAAAGGUUUAUAGCCCGGAUGCUCAUCAGCCUUGCGGAGAUGGACCUCCAGUUCUUCGAAAACAAGAAGAAUGCGAAGAGCAGGCACCGAAGAACCGUCCUGUACAGCUUCGCCGGCCCACAGCGAAACCGCUGCAGCACUUUCCGGGUGAAAAGGAAUCACACCGUUUACUGGCAAGAGGGCCUGUUUGUCACCUUCGAUGGAGGCUACCUGAGUGUGGAGUCUUCUGACGUCAACUGGAAGAAGAAGAAAAGCGGGGGAAUUAAAAUCAUCUGCCAAUCAGAUGUGAGGGAUUUUUCAGCAAUGGCUUUUAUCACUGAUCAUGUCAAUUCUUUGAUAGACCAGUGGUUUCCUGCACUCACAGCCACUGAAAGUGACGGGACCCUGCUGAUGGAGCAGUACGUCCCUUGCCCCGUCUGUUCGACCCCUAAAACGCAAGAAGGAAAAGACAGCCAGAAAAUAGAAGACUUGCAGUACUUCAAUAUGGAGGAUUGCGUUCUAACCGCCAUUGAGCUGGACAGCAUCAUCUGUGCUCACCACCCGGAGAUACCUGUCCCUUUGCAGGAGCUAGUCCCUGAGCUUUUCAUGACAGAUUUUCCAGCCAGAUUAUUCUUGGAAAACAGCAAGCUGGAAUACAUUGAAAAUGAAAACAACGUUCUCGGCCAAGGAGGAAGUGGGACGGUUAUAUAUCGGGCGCAGUACCAAGGAAAACCAGUGGCCGUGAAGCGAUUUCGGAUUAAAAAAUGCAGGAGCUCUGCUAAUUCAGCUACAGACACCAUGCUGAGGCACCUGCGAGCGAUGGACGCCAUGAAGAACUUCUCCGAGUUCCGCCAGGAAGCCAGCAUGCUCCACUCCCUACAACACCCAUGCGUCGUUUCCUUGAUUGGCAUCAGCGUCCACCCGCUCUGCUUUGCCUUAGAGUUGGCCCCUCUGGGCAGCCUCACCACCGUGCUGUCAGAAAACUCCAAAGGAGCCUCCUUUGUGCCUCUGGGACACAUGUUGACCCUCAAAGUAGCCUACCAAAUAGCCGCAGGCCUGGCCUACCUCCAUAAGAAGAGCAUCAUUUUCUGCGACUUGAAGUCGGACAACAUUCUCGUGUGGUCCCUGGACGUGAAGGAAAGCGUCAAUAUCAAAUUGUCCGACUACGGGAUUUCCCGGCAAUCCUUUCACGAAGGGGCUCUUGGAGUGGAGGGCACCCCUGGGUAUCAAGCGCCAGAGAUACGGCCGCGCAUCGUCUACGACGAAAAGGUGGACAUGUUUUCCUAUGGCAUGGUGCUCUACGAACUCCUGUCUGGGCAGCGGCCAGUGCUUGGUCAACAUCAGCUUCAGAUUUCUAAGAAACUUUCCAAGGGAAUCCGUCCCAUCCUGGGCCAGCCGGAAGAGGUGCAGUUCCAUCGAAUGCAGGCGCUGAUGAUGGAGUGUUGGGACACGAAGCCUGAAAAGCGCCCCUUGGCCUCCGCAGUGGUAGGACGAAUGAAGGACCCAACCUUUGCCACAUUCAUGUACCUGCUGCCAUGUGGGAAACAGUCGUCCUUCUUCUCUUCCCAAGGGCAAGAGUACACAGUGGUAUUCUGGGAUGGGAAGGAAGAGAUGAGAAACUACACAGUAGUGAAUACAGAGAAAGGGCUUGUAGAAGUUGCCAAGAUGAGCUGCCCAGGAAUGAAGCUAUGCUGCCAGCUGAAAGUUCAAAGUUCUCUCUGGACUGCCACAGAGGACCAGAAGAUUUAUGUGUACAGUCUACAAGGCAUGUGUCCUCUGAAGGCUCCUCAAAAGGGCGUAGACACUCCGUCAGUUGUCACCUGUCUCCUUGCAGUACCUGUUGUGAAAAAGAACUCCUACGUGGUGCUGGCCGGCUUAUCUGACGGGCUCGUCGCUGUCUUCCAAGAGUCACGCGGUGUCCCCGAGGACAGCUGCUCCUACCUGUGCUCCCAUACCGCCAACCGCUCCAUGUUCAAGAUCAGCGACGACGACCCCCGCCAGAACCCUUACCCCGUGAAAGCCAUGGAGACGGCGAACAACGGGGCCGAGGUCUGGUACAGCAACGGCCCCGGCCUCCUCGUGGUCGACUGUGCGGCCAUGGCCAUCGCCCGGAGACUGGAGCCUUACAGCCCGCCGUCCACCAUCGUGUCCAUCGUGUGCAGCUCGGACUGCAACGGGGAGGAGGUGGCCUGGUGCCUGGACGACACAACCAACUUCCUGGUGAUGUAUUACACCGCCACCUACCAGCUCUGUGCGCGGUACUUCUGCGGAGACCGCAGCCCCUUGAGGGACAUGUUCACCAUCCGGCAGCCCUCGUCCUUGAUUCCCGACGCGUUAGAUGCCGACCCGGCCGUGGCUCCCGAGAGCAACGCCGUGGAAGACGUGGGCAUCCUGUGCAGCCAAGGGCUCGGCAUUCAGAUCUUGAACCACCAGGACUCCCUGACGGACUACUGUUCCAUGUCGUCGUCAUACUCCACCUUGUCUCCCAACAGGCUAGUGGGGUCCUCCUCCAGCCUGCCCAGCUCCCUGUUGAGCGCCUCCAGCACCCCUUUCUCGACAGAUUGCGAAGAGCCUGACAAGCUGCAGGAACCCAGUCCUCCUGCCGAGGGACCUGAAAACGAUUUGGCCCCAGGCAGGGACAACGACAGGGGUCUCCAAGCCGUGAGAGUCCUCCCCGUCAAAGACCUCCUAUGGAUUCCCAGGCGAGGGGGCGAUAUCAUUGUGAUCGGCUUGGAGAAGGAAGCCGUUUCUCAGCGAGGGAGAGUCAUCGCUGUACUGAAGGCUGCAGAGCUGGCCGCCUAUGGGUCCCUGGUAGAUGCUGCCAUCUUGGCGAAGGACACGGUUGUAUGCUGCUUCAGGAAUGAGGCCAUGGACUGGUGCUUGGCUGUCUGGAAGAGCUGGGAUGCCAAAGACUUUGACAUUUUCUACCAGUCCUAUGAAGAACUGGGGAGGCUUGAAACGUGCCUGCGGAAGAGAAGGUAGUAGGCGUGGA